AUGAUAGGACCACAAGAACCAGUACCAGCUAUCCGUAAGCCCCCCCACCACGGCAAGCGUCCAACAAUGGACCUAGAUUUUAGGAGAUUCUUUUUUUCAGUCUUUGUAAUAUUUUUAACAAUUCUUAAUGAUUACUUGAUAAGUGCCGAUACUUAUAGCGUUAAGGUUGAGACGGAACAACAUGUUAAUUUGGUCGACAGUAAUUUUCUCAGUUUCACGAUCGAUCCGAAGUACUUGUUCUCAUCCAGUGAGAAAUACAAUACAAAAGAAUGCAUCUGCAUGGCAUCAGCUCUGACUCCAGCGUACAUUCGUAUCGCGGGGCCGUCGACCUCGCACAUGAAGUUUAAGAACACCACCAUAACCAUCGACGAGUUUGACGAGCCCAAGAAACUUAGCCUGAGUAAGCUGUUCAGAGAUGAUGAAAACGAUCGUCGCUACAAAAAGUCCAGUCUCGCCGUAACUAAUAAUCAAUGGGAGAAGUUCGUCCAAUGGGCCAAAAGCACCGGCUUCGACUUGGUGUUUGCUCUGAAUAGUGACGAAAAAACCAGCUCCGGCAUGUGGGAUCCGAACACCGCGCUCAAGAUCUUAACGGUAGCUGAUCAGUCCAAUAUCGGAGAUAUCUUCUGGCAAUUGGGCUAUGAAUGUCAUAAUCAAUCUAUAGAGGAAUACUUAAACGAUCUCGAGACACUCCGCGUGAUCAUCGAGACCUUUCCUCCCGGGAAGGCGGGGCGAUGGCAGGUAGUGGGGGGUGACGUCACACACUGCUUGCAGGCGGAUUCCAAGAGCGACUUUAAGGAUUAUGUGACAUUAUCAAAUGAUAUGCUGGAUGCUAUUUUGUUGGAUGGUAACUCGUCAUCCCAAGAACUAGAACGCAUGUCAGAUAAAGACCGGCUCAAGUUGCUCAAGCUGCUCAGCCGCAGCGACACCCCUCUCUGGCUGACUGAACACAGCCAGAUGUCAAGCGAGUUGGACAGGGCAGUCGAGUGGAUGACCAGCCUUGGAUACUCAGCGAGAAAUGGAUUCUCAGUGCAUUACAGAGAAUUAAUGGAGAAGGAACUUUAUGAACCAACUUUGAGUUUCUACAUGGCCCUCCUGUACAAGAACCUGGUGGGGUCGCGCGUGCUGAGCGUGCAGCUGUCCGCGUCGAACGCGGCGCUGUUCGCGCACUGCGCGGCGGCGCGGGGCGGGCGGGCGCGCGGGGCGCUCGCGCUGUACGGCGCCAAUCUCGGCGCCGAGCCCGCCCGCCUGGCCGUGCGCCUGAACGCGCGCGAGGACGGCGGCGACGUUAUGCAGUUCAUAUUGGGACACGAUCACAGCGGGAAUAUAGUAGUGAAUAAUCGAGCCAUGUAUUACGAAGGAGACAUUCGUCCGGUGGUCAAACGGGUUCGUCCUUAUAAGACGCUCCUCCUUAACCUGCCACCAAAAUCUUUUGGGUUUUGGGUACUAGCUAACACGAAAGUUAAGGCUUGCUAUGAUUUUGACGACAAAAAAAAUAACAAGCUAACUUCAACUCCGCCUGUUGAUACGACGGAUAAUGAAGAAAGUAAUUUCAUAAGAAAAAAACGUUCAGUAGAUGCAAAUACGAAUGAUUUUAAUUCAACACAAAAACAUCAAGAUGAGUUUGUCGAGUUUAUUGAUGGGCCUGAAGGCCAUGAAGUUGGUAAAGAAAAUAAAGCUUUGCAAGAAAGAAUUGAUGAGAUUAAUAAAGAUUUAAGAAAUGUACAAAGAAUCUUUCAAGCUAAUUUAAAAAGAAAUAAAAUUCCAGUGCGCGUUAGGCGUGAAACAUUCCAUGAUGAAGAAUCUAAAAAACCUAAAAGAUAUAAUAUUAAGACAAAAUACAGUUUAGGAGAUAAGACGUUGAAACACAACAUCAUACAAAAGCUGUCAAGGUUUUCAAAAGAUCACAUUUCAAGAAUAAAAAAUAAAUCAAAGUCAUCGCUUAAUAAUAUAAGACAUUAUAGAAACAAAUCGAAAAGAAAUUUAAAAGGAACAAAAACGACACAGAAAAAUGCGAAUGAAAUAGUCGAACCGAAUAUUUCAACAUCAGAUUUUAAAUCAGGCUCAAAUAAUAUAAUUGUGAGAAAACGUAGGAAUGUAAAAGAUAAAUUAUUAAAAAUGUACGAAGGAGAUUCAGCCGAGAACGAGAUAUCUGACGACAGUAAAGAAACUUCUAGAUUUACUAAGAUCCUCCAUAAAAUUAAACAGAUUAGUGACUUACCAUUAGAAAUACAAGAUAAAGAUCUUAACGAUGAUUACGAUUUAAAUUCCGCUGAAGGAAUCGUUUUAAAGACUAAAGUAUCGGACGACAGUGCCACUAUAGAUAUAAGCGAUAAAUCCCACACUGGACUUCUUAAAUCAACACUCGAGGAUAUUCUAUCUUUGCUAGCUGAUUUUAAUAAAAAUAUUAACAGAUUUUGGUCAGCUAUUACGAUAUUAGAGUAAUUUUAAAAUGUCGUAGAGACUAGAAAAUGGUGUACCUGUUUUCCAUAUUUCUGUGUUGUAAGCGUUUUCCAGUUGUGUAGUGUUUCAUUUAUGGCACCAACUUGAGGAGCCGACAAUGUUAGUAAAUAUUUAACAUCAAUAUAUUCCAGUCAAACGGUAUUUUGGCCAGGAAAAUAUGUUUUUUGGGUGUUCUAGCAGCCAAAACGUUAUAUUAGCCAAAUCAAAAAAUACAAUUGAAGGUGAAAAAUUAAAAUUUGGAUUUAGCAUCCAAAAGAUUGGUAGGAUAUUAAAACAUUUCCUGCUAUACAUCUUUUAACUCUUUAUUAAAGAUAUGGAUUGAAAUGGUUUAUAAGCCUUAUUUAAUUUGGAAAUUUGUGUAUUUUUAAGUGUAAAUUGUGUAAAUAAAGAUAAAUUAUACAUACCUUCUCUUUAUUGCACAUCUGAUCUUAAUGUAAUAAUUUUUUGGAUUAGAAAAUGUUCUCAUGAAAAUUUAUGUUUUAACAACGAAGUGGUCAAACGGUUCAAUUGUUUUAGUAAUCGCCCAUUAAUAAUAUGUGCUAAUAAAUUUUCUCUUGAGUAUUUGUUGUAUUUGUUGUUUGACUAUGUACUUUUGUUAUUAUUUAUUUAGUUUUGUUAUAUAUAUAGCGGGAGUAAUAAAUAAAACAAG
Messenger RNA from Nymphalis io (European peacock), 3109 nucleotides. Its product is annotated as heparanase. NCBI's taxonomy places the organism in Eukaryota, Metazoa, Arthropoda, Insecta, Lepidoptera, Nymphalidae. The record is from RefSeq and is a predicted model, not a curated record. The transcript has 8 exons. Gene Ontology annotation, cellular component: extracellular matrix. The coding region runs from base 1 to 2442 and encodes 813 amino acids.